CUUUAUCUAAGGUAGAUUGUGAAGUGUGUGCUUGUCCUGCGAGCAGAAAGCUCAACGUGUUUAGUAUCAUGCCCAGUCUUGAUUACACUCAUCCUCGUGAAUUUGGCCCUGGUUCUCGCACCUGCCGUGCUUGUGGAAACCGCCGUGGUCUCAUUAGAAAGUAUGGACUGAUGCUCUGCAGACGCUGCUUCCGUGAGCAGGCUCCUAAGAUCGGAUUCAUGCACUACCAUUAAAUGUUCUCGAGUAAAGAUGAAUAACUCCUGAUA
Blastocystis hominis is the source of this 266-nucleotide messenger RNA. RefSeq lists its product as hypothetical. Gene Ontology annotation, biological process: translation. The record is from RefSeq and is a predicted model, not a curated record. The transcript is spliced from 3 exons. Lineage: Eukaryota; Bigyra; Opalinata; Blastocystidae. Bases 69 to 233 code for a protein of 54 amino acids. Gene Ontology annotation, molecular function: structural constituent of ribosome; zinc ion binding. Gene Ontology annotation, cellular component: cytosolic small ribosomal subunit; ribosome.